Messenger RNA from Equus caballus (horse), 5810 nucleotides. It is a transcript of the gene SMIM13, whose product is annotated as small integral membrane protein 13. Lineage: Eukaryota; Metazoa; Chordata; Mammalia; Perissodactyla; Equidae. The record is from RefSeq and is a predicted model, not a curated record.
GCUGGCUACGGCCAGGAGAUAGCUAUUAAACAAACGAAUUGCUGCUUAGAUUUUAUUUGCUUGUUUUUGGAGACAGGACGCAGUAAAUUUCAGAAAAACGGAAAGGUAGUGCAGGGAGCCACAGGGUCACAUGAAAACAUGAGGGCUAUAUCUCGUUCUUUCUGAAAGUGGGCUACACAUUUACCUUCGCCUCUCGUGGGGGCACCUCUUUAAUGAAUGAAUGUAAUCUGGUCAAAUUGAGAAGUUUUAAUUUCAGGUAGAGAGUGUCUUGUUUCCCAGAGGUUUGCUCAAGCCAGUGCAGCAAAAUCUUCAGCUGUGGGUUAUCUGUCACGUGGUCUCAAAGAAGGGGCUGAAUUAAUUUUACAAUUCAGGUGACUUAAGGGCAAAGCAGAUGUCCUUAAUUCCUCCGCGGACCAUUUCUGAAACGUUACCCAUGAAAACACAGAACAACAUCUGUUACAGGGGAAAAAGGGAGUUUUCCCGCCUCUAGCCCGUCUCUUUGGCAGGGACGCGGGUAUUCCUCAAAAGUCCCAUUUAUCCAGCCUUUGCCUACAGCAAAGGGGCUGGGUUUACAUGCAACCAGUUUUUCAGUCAGCUGCCUGCCCUUUCUUCCCUCUUCGUGCUUCGUCGAUCACGACUUUAAACGAAACGACUUUCCGUGUGAAGUAAGGUGGAAAUCACUCUGGCGCAUCGGUACAGCCCCGAGAAGUAGACAACUGCGCGGGUUCCGAGAACAUCAACCAGACAGAGCUUGUGGGUUGAGGAAAAUCAAAGGCGGAGGGGGAGCGGGGAAGGGAGAAGCAAAGCAACUGAAUUGUCAUUGCAUUCUGGGAGUUGUAGUCCCUGCAGGGCGGCUUCCUCAAGUCUCCACCUGCCUCUGCACUCCAUCUCCCAGCCGCCCCGCGCGCGGAGGAGGCGAGUGGUGGGGACGCUCGGUGAUGAGCUGCCGCAGGGGGAGAGGGCUUGGGGCCGAGAGGCAGCCGCGGCGCAGCUGGGAGACGUUAACCUCUACGGUCUUUGGAGGCUGAGGGACCCUCGGGCGAGUGGCGACGAGGGCCGGGUGGCCGCCACGCGGUCCUGUGCUCGCCGUCUCUCCUAUCCACGAACGCGCGGCGUCCGCCAUGGGAGCGCAUCCAGCCGCCGCCGGGGUCUCCGGGCGUCGCGUCCGCGGCUCCCCGGAGCGAUGAGGGCGUAGGGACACCCGCGCCAGCCCGCGCCCCGCCGGCCGGGGAGACACGGAGGGUCGGUCGGGCCGGCAGCCGCGCCCGCCCCCGCGCCGCCCCGCCCCGCCCCCUGGGGGCGCUGCCGAGGGGCGCCCGCCGCCCAUGCCGGCCCGGGGGCCAGCCGCGCCCGGCGCUCGCCGCUGAAGCCCAGGACGCGCCGCCCGCCCGGCCGCGGCCGCCCGCCCGCCGCCCCCCAAGAUGUGGCACAACGUCGGGCUGACCCUGCUGGUGUUCGUGGCCACGCUGCUCAUCGUCCUGCUGCUGAUGGUGUGCGGUUGGUAUUUUGUAUGGCACCUCUUUUUGUCGAAAUUCAAGUUUCUGCGGGAACUGGUGGGAGACACAGGAUCCCAGGAGGGAGAUCAUGAGCCUUCAGGAUCUGAAACAGAAGAAGACCCUUCAUCGUCUCCGCACAGGAUCAGGUCCACUCGCCAAAGGAGGGCAGCUGCUGAAGAAGGCCGCUGACGCAGCCGCAGUCCCGCCCUAGUGGAGGAUGGAAGGCAGGUGGGAGCAUCUGUCUUUAAGGACGUGGCUUUGCAGUUUGCUUAAAAGAUUGAGGAACAUUUGCACUUGGAUUUUAAAUCCAAUUCAAACAACGAUUUACAUGUAAAGCCAUAUGAAAAUAAAGGGAAUUAAAACCAAAUUGGACCAUUUGCAAAUUUCAUCUUAAAGAUAAUCUUUUGCUUCACCAGCUUUUACUUAUAUGCUUGUUCUUUGGCUCCUGGGCUUAUUUUCUUGCACUGCUGUGAAUCCGGUAAAUAUUAUAGGCUUGAAAAACCGUAUUUUAUUAGUUCCAUAAUGUAUGUUUUUUGUUUCUGUGGUUUUUGUUUUCACAUUUUACCUUGUCUGAAAUUGGAAUGCAUCUCGAGAUUGCUGUCAACCGGGCAGUAGUCAUGGUGUGAUUAUCCAGCCUGCCUGUGUGAACUCUCAGCUUGUCAUAGCGUCAUCACUGUAUUGUGGGUAUCCGAUGUGUCAGUUUUAAUUGGCAUUUAAAAUGUCUUCAAAAAGAUUACACUAUGAUUCAGCAUUGAAACGGAAAGUUAUUGUGUAUGCAGAAAUGCAUGGGAACAGAGCAGCAGGGCGCACUUUUGAUAUCAGUGAAGCAAAUAUCCGUCGCUGGAGGAAUGACCGAAAUUCCAUAUUUUCUUGUAAAGCAACAACAAAGUGCUUUACGGGACCUAAGAAAGGAAGAUACCCACAGGUAGACGAAGCUGUGCUACAUUUUGUCAGUGAGACGUGUGCAAAAGGAUUGCCUGUCACACGCCAGGCGAUGCAGUUGAAGGCGGGAGAAAUUGCCAAAACGCUUGGAAUAGAUGAAACAAAAUUCAAAGCAACACGAGGCUGGUGCGAUCGAUUCAUGCGUCGAGCAGGACUGUCAUUAAGGCGGCCAACAUCGUUUUGUCCAAAGCUUCCUGCUGACGUUAAACGGAAGACAGCGGUGGAGCACUCUUUCCAGAAAUGCUGUGUCACCAGCACUCUCACCGACACCAAGGGUGCUGUCGUGUGGAAGAGUGCACACCUCGGCCGCUGUGGUCUGGGAAGUGGUCCCGAAGAGUCGGUCUCAGAGUUUGAAGUUCUAGUUGUAACUUAACCAGUUUAUUUCAUAGACUCUCUUUACUUUUGCACAAGAUGGAUAUGGUAAAAAAUCUGUUUGACUCUAAAAGCUGUUUCAAUAAAUAUAAACCUUCUACAUGAUACAAAAGCAUUGCAUCGUAGUUUAAUUGCCUGUGUUUUUUCUUAGUGAUACAUAUGGUGCAUCCUACAAUUGAUGGUAUCUUAGAUUAGAUAAAAAGUAGUUUGUAAAUUUAUUUUUUCUUGGAUAGCACUUAUUUAUUGGGAACUUAAUUCUGCCUCUUGUUAAGAUAGUUAUCCUCUGUGAUUUCUUUUUGGCAACUUAUUCCGGAUCUUAGAGUAGUAACUUAGGAACCUGAGUGCUGGCUUCUACUUUAGGAAGAGUAGGAUUAGUUACUCCUUUGUAUGGGAGGACUUCAUGCUCAAGCCGUGUGUGGUGGAGAAACUACUUCUUCACAAACAAUAAUUCCGUGACAAGACCUCAGAGAUGCAGGGUAUUGAGGAAGAGAGAGUGGCUGAAAAUGCCUGCUUCACUGUAAAAUGAGUCUUGCCAGGUUCCUGUGUUUGUCUUCACUGGACUUUGGGCUGUGUGUUUACUGGGGAAGAGAGAUGGAUCAAAGAACCUUCCUGCUUAGUGUUACCUGCUUUGUGCAAGAGUGAACUGCAAAGCCAACUUAUUAAUCUAAGUUCUUUUUAUGUUUUUAACCUGUUUUCUCAAGAACUAGUCAUCACAGCGUAUCACCUCUAUUUUAUGAUGGUGUGUAAUUUUGUGUUUGAUACCUCAUACUUGAUGCCGAUAGAUAGUUUUGUUUGUUAACAGCUUGCUUGUUCUGCCCCAAGUUUUAUUCCUGAUGAACACCUCUGCUGUCACUGUAGCCCUUUGGAUAUACUAAAAGGGAAUUUACAGAAUGUAACUUUAAUUUUAAGCAUUUGCUGGGGAAAACCCCAGCAGCUGAGAGUGGGGCGCAAUCUUUCUGUCUUCAUUUCCUUGUUGGAUGCAGUUUUUUAUUUUUAUGUGACUGUAGGCAUUAACGAAACAGUGACACAAGUUUCAAGCAUUAAUUUUAGUGCUUCAUACUAGCUAAAUAUAUUAAAAUGAUCAUCAGAAAAAAAAAUUAAUGAUUAAAAGGCUUCUUGGUACUGGGAGGAUAUUUAAAGUAGAUCUUUCAUAGUCUAACAUUUUGAGCUGUGGGUUCUGCUUUAUGGUGAAUAUCUUAGGUUUAGAUAAUAAUAGUUGCUGACAAACUUUAAGUAGCUGAUGAGCUUCCAUAUUGUGUCAGUAUUAAAGAGUGAUGGCUGAUGUAACCUACCCACCUCUCCAAGGGUCUCUACAAAUUAAUCCAUGUAAAGUCUACAGGUUGGUAUUAUUUAUUAAUAUUUAUGCCUCAAGGAUGUCUUUCUUAAUAGAAUUUUGAGAAAUUUUCGGUUAGCUUACUUGGGAAGUAUACCUGAAAGCAUAUUCAUAGUUCACAUCCUGCCAUGUUUUAAAUCCUAAGAGUCAAAAGAAAUCACUGAUGCCAAUAUGAAAAUUCUACAAACUAAUUCCUUUGUUUAAAAUCUUUUUUUUCCCCCCUGCACCCCUCUUCCCCCACAUAGUACAUAUUUCUGAGGCCACUAAAAAGACAAGAAAUCGUUGUUAACACAGAAUUAUCUGUGUGGUAUAGUGUUUCUGUUCUUUUCCUGUUUUAGUGCUUUUGUAGCUGAAAUUACCAGAACUUCGUUGUAAGUGCAUUUUCAGUUUCUCAGUAGGAGACAGACUAGCUUGUGGUUAAUUUGGUUUAGAAGGUCCUGAGCAUGAAAAACACAUACAAGUAUUAGUCUUGUCUGAAUGCUCACAAACAAUAAUGGUGAUCAAGUAUGCCACCUUUGAGGAUUAAUUCUAAAAUUGAGGAUUCUGGUAGGUUGUUUCGUUUCCUUCCCAACCAACCAUUUCCAGAUCUUUCUCUUUUGCCUCUGAAACUUCUGUGAAAAUUGCCUGUGUCAGUGUAUUGGUAGCAUUGCUCUGAUUUUAAAUGCCAAAAACACUAAAUGUUUGUGUGGCACUGUUAAAUGAGGUUUUUAAUAUUUUCAUCAAACUAAAAGAUUCAUCCGAUGGAUUUAGUAGUACUGUUUUCAUCAUGGAAACAUAAAUACUUUGUUAUUUGGUGGAUAGCCAAUUUACACAUGUGCCGACCCAUUUCUUUAGAUGUUAUUAGGUUUAAAAACACCUUCACACCGUUAUUUUGCUGAAAGUUGAGAGUACUUUAAACAAUGGUUUCACGAACUACGGCAUUUUAAACCAAAAUGUGUUGAAAGAUUUGAAAGUAGUUCAUUUUUACUUUUAAGAGCAACAAUUUUUGAAAUUAUUUUAAGUCAACAGUGUGGUAUUUUUUUAAGUCACUUUUUCUUAAAAGGUAUGUUUUAAUGUAACAUGCAACCAAUGUAACUAGCUUUUGAUGGUAAACUUCAAGUGCUUUUAUGUUUCAAGUUGACUUUAAAAAGCCAAUGAGCAGCACUCAAAGGUGAUAGACCCUCAAGCAACUGGUGGAAUAGUAUUUUGUUACGGAGUCUAGAAUUAAAGCACCUUAUACUGUCUGCUUUUAAAGUAUCCUAUAGUUUUUAACUUAAAACAUAAAGAGUAAUAACAUUUUAUCUUAUAUUGGUAAAAGUUACAUUUUCUGUUUGUUAAUGUGUGGGUGCUGCUGUCUUAUAACCAAUGUUUAUCGUUAGCCCCCAAGUCAGUUCUAUGCAUAACCAUUCACAAAUACUGCUGCUGUGGUUUCUUACAGGAAACAUCCUGUGCUGUGCUAUAUGAUGCAUUAAAAUCUUGCUGCUUGGCAAAUAGGCUUAUAAGGAGUUAGAAUUGUGUGUGUUACUAGUACCUUUGUCUAACAAGAUGUAAAAUUAGAGAUGAGGAAUGUGUGUAAAUGAUCAUUCACUGUUUUUGUUUUAAAACUGGUCAGUACUGUAAAGCUGUGGUUUGUAUGAUGUUUUACCUUUCACUUUAAACUGCACAGAAUAAAUUAAAAUGAAAACAAA